Molecule: messenger RNA, 1035 nt
Organism: Caenorhabditis angaria
Lineage: Eukaryota; Metazoa; Nematoda; Chromadorea; Rhabditida; Rhabditidae
Source: the annotation of a GenBank genome assembly
AUGUCUGAAAAUGCCGAGCUGAAAGUUAUUCAUGAGCCGAGAAGUGUUUUGGUGACUGGAACAAAUCGAGGAAUUGGUCUCGGAUUUGUCAAAAAAUUGACAGAGUUCCCAAAUAUUCGACACAUUUUUGCAGCUUGUCGAGAUCCUGAAAAUGCGCAGGUUUGUUUGUAUUUUUAGGCUCAAAUUUGCGAAAACUCAUGAAAAGUUUGAAAUUUAAAAAUAAACUUUUUUGAAAAGAAAAAAAUUGAAAAAGAAUGAAAAUUUAAAAAAAAAAGUGGACUUUUUUUUGAAAAAAAAAAGAAUUUUCAAGCCAAAUUCAUUUCUAAAUAGUAAAACCACUGAAAUUUUCCAGGAGCUCAAAAAAAUCGCGGACCCUCGAAUCCAAAUCAUCCAACUUGAUGUAACUAACGAUGUCUCAAUUGAUUCAGCCGUCGACAAUAUCUCAAAAAUUGUAGGAUCUGAUGGAUUGACAAUGCUUGUGAAUAACGCCGGAAUUCUAAUACCCUAUGAAUUUACCAGCGAAGUUAGCCGUGAAAAAAUAAUCGAACAAUACAACCUGAAUUCCGCCUCGCCAUUGAUAAUGAUUCAAAAAUUCCUGCCACUUCUCGAAAAAUCGGCAAACCUUGAAAAUGGCGAUCAACUUUCAACAAGUCGCGCAGCAAUUGUCAAUAUUUCAUCAACUUCUGGAUCGAUUCAAAUGAUUGAUGGAAGUUUCAAUGGUCCCUUGGUUUUGUAUCGAAUGAGUAAAUCAGCGAUGAACUCAUUUGCCAAGUCAUUUUCUAUUGAAAUGCGGAAGACAAAUAUUCUUAUAGCUUCUUUUUGUCCAGGAUGGGUACAAACUGAUAUGGGAGGAGGAAAUGCCGAAUUAUCGGUAUUACUUUGAGAAUUUUUUCCUAAUAUAAUUCGUCAGUUCAAAAAAUUCAUAUAUUUCAGGUCGAAACUGCGUGCAACAUCUUGGUUCCCAACGCCUUACGACUCGAUGCUGGAAAUCACGGUCAAUUCAUUGACCGUCAUCUAAAAGUUAUUCCACAUUAA